AACGCCGUGACCCUGGCUGCAAAACUAAAAUUGCAUUUGCUGUCGCUAGGGUGCACAGUCAAUCUUUGGUCUAAUCUCCAAGUGUAAAACCUGACAAUACCGACAGGGGGCACAUGAUCUCACAUGCUCACGUCUGUGAAUGAGGAAGUAAGUUCGCUGGGCGACCAGGAAGAAGGAAGUCAGACGUGAAGAGGCAGAUUUUCGAUGAACACUUCUAACGAUAGGUUAUAUUGUAUAAUUUUAUGCAAAUCUGAAUAGGCCAGUACAGGGUGUCUGAGUAUUUGUAGGACGAAAACUAGUCGAAAACAGAACUAAACAAAGUGGUUAGACUCGAUCUAGUGAAAGCGAAAGUAAACUGGAGUGGAUCACGUUACUGUCGAGACAAGUAGAAUAAAAGUAGGCUACAUUUAUAACCAUGGCUGAUCCAGAUGACAUUAGCGAUAGACCGUCUGCGCUGGAAGAAGAUUUGACCUGCCCUAUAUGUAGAAGUCUUUUCCAGAACCCAGUACUGUUGUCCUGUACGCAUAGUUUCUGUAAAGACUGUUUGGACCAGGCCUGGAAGGGUAAAACGAGGAAGGAGUGCCCGGUAUGUAGGACCAACUGUAUUGCGGAGCCCAUCAUUAACCGCGCUUUGAAGGCUGCCUGCGAGAGCUUCCAGAAAGGAUGUCGUGUGCCGGGGCUUGGGAAGCUGGUGUGUGGUAUGCACAAUCGCGAGUUUGUGCUCUUUUGCGUAAAAGACGAAGCACCUGUGUGCGUAGAGUGUCUAAACCUUCACCCGGGGCACGACCUUCUUCCGCUGGACCAGGGUGUCCCUGUUUGUAAGGGCGAGUUGAACGUAAAAGUUAGCAUCUUGGAGGAAAAGGUGGAAUCUUUCAAAAGGAUAAAAAAGCGAUAUUUGGAUACAAUUGCAUUCAUACAGAACCAAUCAGAGACUGCUGAGAAGCUGAUCAGGCAGGAGGUUGAGCGCCUUCGUGAGAUCCUGAAGAAGGACGAGGAGGCAAGAGUCCUGGCCCUGAAGAAGGAGGAGGAACAGAAGAAGCAGGCCAUCAAAGAGAAGGUGGCGAUCCUGGACAAAGACCUCAAGGACCUCAAGGACCUUAUUGAUGACACCAGAAAGGAAAUGGGAGGAGAGGACCUGGACUUGCUCCUGAACUUCAACAAACUGAAGCAUAGUGCAAAAUGGACAGACGAGGGCCCACAAAGGGACCAGGCUGAGCUCAUUCACGUGGCCAAGCACACCGGAUCUGUGGGCUACAAGAUCUGGGAGAAGAUGCUGUCCCAAGUGGAGUGCUUGCCCGUGAUCAUGGACCCUAACACCAUCUCGCCCUGGCUGAGCAUCACCCCUGAGUUCAACAGCGUGAAGGAGAACAAGGAGCGACAGGCCUUCCCGGACAACCUGGAGCGCUUCGACCCAUGCGUGUUCGUGCUGGGCUCGGAGGGCUUUGGCGCCGGACGCCACCGCUGGGACGUGUACGUGGGCGACAACCCCAAGUGGAUCCUGGGCGUCUGCAAGGAGUCGGUGGCGCGCAAGCGCAAGUUCACCGUCACCACCAACAGCGGCGUGUGGACCAUCGGCCUGAGUAAGGGCGUCUACAGCGCCCUGACCACGCCACGCACCGAGCUGAAGGUGGACCGCCGCCCCGAGACCAUCCGGGUCAAGCUCAACAUGGAUAAGGGCCAGGUGUCCUUCUGGGAUGCGGGCAACGGCUGCCACCUCCUCACCUACACCGACAAGUUCCCCAACCGUGUAUACCCUCUGUUCGGGCCCGGCUUGCACAGCACACCCAUGGCCAUCAAGCCCUCCAAGGUCACCAUUCACCAGCAGUAGCCCAUCGCUUCUGCAGCAGAAGCAGACCAACACACGAUUGUCAAUGAUGAGUAAAUGGAAAUGUGUCUCUGGGUGGCUAAUGAAACUGCUUUGUGCCUUAAAUCACUUUCUUUGAUAUUUUAGUAUUUUCAUAGUUCAUCUUGUCUUUUUUUUGGAGAAGGGUUUUUGUCUUAAAAAGCUGAAGGAAUGGAGUGUUAUUGCUGAAGAUGGCACUCCAGUUCCUCUGGGCUGGAUUGUACGUGCUUCACUGUUGAUAAUCUGUAAAUUAGCCACUGGGGGUCAGAGUGGCUGCGCUGAUAUGAGCUAGUCACAGCAUCUUUCUGUUUUAAACAUUCAUUUACAGAGAAAUCACCUUUUUUUUUGUUGCUGAUAUGUGUCAGGCUGUCAGUCAUUAAAGACUUGCACAGUGUCUCAUAAUGUGGCAUACAGGCUUGUGAUGGACAUUUCUGUGGAACCAUAUGCUAUUUCAGAAUUAUUUAAAAAAACGUGAACACUGAAUAGAUGUGAAAGAAUAUUAAUCAGAAAAAGGAUUCUUGUAACAAGUUAUUGUGCAAGGUGAAUGUGAAUUAUUAUUAUUAUUAAUAUUAUGUUAUGGACAUUACUGUGGAAGCAUGGUAUGCUAUUGCAGAAUUCAUCAUCAGCAUCACCUUAAAAAAGUGAACAAUGAAUAAAUAUGAAAGAAUAUUAAUCAGAAAAAUGAUUAUUGUAACAAAUGAUUGCAGUACAUGCAAGAUGAAAGUGAGUUAUUAUUAUUAUUAUGUUAUAGAUUAUUACAAAUUCUAGAUAUUACCUUUUAGAAUGUUUUGAAAGCAUCUAUUAUAUUAAUGAAUAAUAUUGAUCAUACAUAUGCUGUUUUAGCCUUAUAAAAGCAAGGUAAACAAAAAUCUAUUUUGAGUAUAGUAACCAUGGUUUGUGCUACUCUAGGAAAUUCCAAAUAAGAAAUGCGCUGCUGUGUGGCGGGUUGUUAUGUCAUAUUGGGCUUGGUUGAGGUUGAAAUUGAGUCAUGUUCAGUAGAUGUGUGAAACCCUGUAAAUCUCGGGUUGCAGAAAUGUAAUGCUUGUGUUUGAAGUAUAUAGAUAAGUUUAUAAAUAAGCUUUUGUUAUUUUGUAAGCCUCAUUAAUCUAUUGUAAGACAGGGACAAUAACAGGGUAAUGUAUGUGGGAUUGAUGAUGUACUAAUAUCAUACUCCUGAUGUAGUUAUUUGACAGUUUUUUUUUUUUACCAAAUCACUUAAUGUACACUGAGUAAAUACAAACAUAAUAAUCAGUCAAACGCGAAAUCAUCAGCUUUUAUGUUCCAUUAUGAUUCUGGCAAAGUCUUUAGUUGUUAACAGCAGAAAUUUCGCAAGCAAUUGUAAGCUCAAUUGUAUUUGUAUAAACAAAUAAUUGUAA
This is a messenger RNA of Alosa alosa (allis shad), 3219 nucleotides long. RefSeq names its product tripartite motif containing 35-28 (gene trim35-28). NCBI's taxonomy places the organism in Eukaryota, Metazoa, Chordata, Actinopteri, Clupeiformes, Clupeidae. The transcript is spliced from 6 exons. Gene Ontology annotation, molecular function: zinc ion binding; protein binding. The record is from RefSeq and is a predicted model, not a curated record. The coding region runs from base 416 to 1828 and encodes 470 amino acids.